GCGUGUGUGCAGUCUUUCUUCACUUUCUCUUCAUCUCUUCCUUGUUCCAUCCCCAUUUCUCUCUCUCCGGUCAGCUCCUUUUACUUUCUCUCUCGUCUCAUAGGUUUCAUUUCUCACCUGAGACCACGAGAGAAGCAUAUAAAACUCCCUCUACUUUUCUUCAAUCUUCUCCUAAGAAGCAACCAUAACCACUUUAGGUUUAACACCUUUCAAUUUCAAAACCACCUCAUGAAUUCUUGAAGCCAUUGUCGUUACCGUUUUAGAUGGCUUUAGAUUCAGUUCUCCAUGCAUCAUCUAGCUCGAAUUUUUGACCCCAGCAAGAUAAGCCAUACCAUGGAUCGCAAGAACCCCCGAAGAAAACCCAAGCUCGAGCGCCGAAAUGCGCACAAGUACUUCGAAUACGACGCCGGAUCGUCUUCAUCCUCGCUCGACGACUCCUCUGGCUCGCUCUACACUCGCUCCAUGGAGUUCUACGACCGCACCAGCUUUCGAAUUGAGGGAGUCGAAGGUGAGUUCGAUCGUAUUUGCCGGAGUUUGGGGCUCUCAGGGCCAGAAGACUUCUCUAUUCCCGCGGCGACAUGGGAGGCAAUGAAGGUCCGAUCCUCUUCGGAUAUUCUUCCACGGUUGAAGCUCGACAAGUUGGAUGUUCAGGAGAAGGAGGAGGAGGAGGAGGAGGAGGAGGAAGAAGAAGAAGAAGAAGAAGAAGAAGCGAAGGUAAACGAGGAGAGAAAAUCACCAAAGGAAGGUGAAUUGAGAGAAAUAUAUGAAGAUAGGAUUAGAGUUAGAAGCGUGGAUGAUUCCCCCACUGAAACUAGUGUUAGUGGCGGCGGCAUCAACGGGGCUCGUCCACCGAUGCUAAAGCCGCCGCCGGGGACGAGGGUUCAGGUGGUGGAUAACGCGAGUUCGACUUGGGACCUUUUUAGGGAUUUGGCUCCGAAAGGGGAAGGGGUGCGAUUGAACCAUUCAGGGGAUGAGAGGGAAGUAGUUAGAGAAGCAGAGGCAAAAGAAGAAGGGCAAGAUGGUAUGGUAAGUCCGAAGAGAGAAGAGGAAGAGGAAGAGGAAGAGGAAGAGGGGGUGGAUAAUGCGGAGUCGUGUUCGUUUUCCACGUCAAACGAAGAUGAUUCUUCUAGCACUAACUCGGACCCUAGGUCCAAUAAUAUAUCUCCUAACGCCAGAAUCAAGCGUAUUAUUACCGCCGGCAGCUGGCAGAAGGGUGAGUUUUUGGGGGGUGGCUCGUUUGGCUCCGUCUAUGAAGGAAUUUCUGAUGAUGGAUUCUUUUUUGCUGUAAAAGAAGUUUCGCUGCUUGAUCAACGCGAUCAGGGAAAGCAAAGUGUCUAUCAACUGGAGCAGGAAAUUGCACUUUUGAGUCAGUUUGAACACGAGAAUAUUGUUCAAUACUAUGGCACAGAAAUGGAUGAAUCAAAGCUGUAUAUCUUUCUUGAGCUCGUAACCAAAGGUUCCCUUAGAAGCCUCUAUCAGAGAUAUACUCUUCGAGAUUCCCAAGUAUCUGCCUAUACAAGACAGAUUUUGCAUGGUUUGAAGUAUCUUCAUGAUCGAAAUGUGGUUCAUAGGGACAUUAAAUGUGCAAAUAUAUUGGUGGAUGCAAGUGGAUCUGUCAAGCUUGCAGAUUUUGGAUUGGCAAAGGCAACCAAAUUGAAUGAUGUUAAAUCGUGCAAGGGAACAGCAUACUGGAUGGCUCCCGAGGUUGUAAAAGGAAAGAACCAAGGUUAUGGGCUUCCAGCUGACAUGUGGAGUCUGGGAUGCACUGUAUUGGAGAUGUUAACACGUGAAAUUCCAUACUCGAAUUUGGAAUGGAUGCAGGCAUUAUUUAGAAUUGGAAAAGGCGAGCGACCUCCUAUUCCUGAUUCUCUUUCAAAAGAUGCACGGGAUUUUAUGCUGCAGUGCCUUCAAGUUAAUCCAAAUGAUCGUCCCACUGCUCCUCAACUUUUAGACCAUCCAUUUGUCCAAAGGCCACUUUCCCAGUCCUCUGGUUCUUCAUUUCCUUAUAUUCAUGGCCGCAAGGGUUAAGCAAUGUCAUCUUCUACUAUGAAACACGAAGUAUUCAAGUUGCUGGAGUUGAUCUUGGGUCCAUUACUGCAGCAAUUGUUGAGUUGCUCGUGUUGAAGCAUUCAGAGUAAGCUUGCUUGUAACUGAUGUUAAGCAUUGCUUUGGGUCUAACACGUGAUAUGUCGCUCCAGAGAACCAAUACUGGGCACUGUCAUUUUGGAAAAUUAUGCUCAAUGUGUUACUAAAUUUCUCAGUGAUGACUUGUCUGUCGUAAAAGAUGAAGUAUCAAGAACCAACAUCGCGCAGAAAAAAGUUCCCUGCCUGCCCCCGCCCCCCCACAUCUUAGCUGACCGGUGAGAAACCUGUAGAGCAAUCGUAGCAAGAAUUGCAAACUAUUCUAGUUGUACAUAUAAUUUAUUUAUUAUUAUUAGGAUUAAAUACUAUUUUAUUCAUGAAACUUUUUUUUAUUUGAUUCUUAUAUAUAAAAAAAUUGUAAGUAAGUCCGUGAAUGAAAAAAUAUUUUCGAGAUAAUCCUUGAUG
This is a messenger RNA of Abrus precatorius (Indian licorice), 2547 nucleotides long. RefSeq names its product mitogen-activated protein kinase kinase kinase 1-like. Lineage: Eukaryota; Viridiplantae; Streptophyta; Magnoliopsida; Fabales; Fabaceae. Gene Ontology annotation, biological process: protein phosphorylation. The transcript has 9 exons. Gene Ontology annotation, molecular function: protein kinase activity; ATP binding. The record is from RefSeq and is a predicted model, not a curated record. Bases 286 to 2028 code for a protein of 580 amino acids.